Messenger RNA from Cornus florida, 2736 nucleotides. RefSeq names its product L-type lectin-domain containing receptor kinase VIII.2-like. NCBI's taxonomy places the organism in Eukaryota, Viridiplantae, Streptophyta, Magnoliopsida, Cornales, Cornaceae. The transcript has a single exon. The record is from RefSeq and is a predicted model, not a curated record. Bases 450 to 2495 code for a protein of 681 amino acids. Gene Ontology annotation, molecular function: carbohydrate binding; ATP binding; protein kinase activity. Gene Ontology annotation, cellular component: plasma membrane. Gene Ontology annotation, biological process: protein phosphorylation.
CAAAAUGUUUUGAUGGUGAACUUUAUCAUUGUAAAAUUGCUCAUCCUAGUAAAGUUCGUUGCACCUACGGCACGUUAAUACAUCUUCCGAAUGCGGAGGACUCUAAAUGGGGAAAGAUGAUCAGCUCGGGUGUGAGCUUUACCUAUCCUAUUGGCACGAAUUCGAAGGAUGUAUAGUGUUUUUAUCUAACAACUAGGCAUGGGCAAAUCCUAAUCCCAGCACUUUCCUCGUUCUAACAAUUAGAAUUUGGAUUUUACCAAGAAAUGGUCAAUCAUGCUUGUCCUGACAUAGGAUGGGGCCUGAAUGACCAGUCCAUUAGACUCCCACCAUAAAUUAUUAUCAUAUAAGCAGGUGGUAUCUUGUUCAAGUACUCACACCACCACCACCACCACCACCACCACCACCAUCUCUACUCUUCUUCUUCAUUUUCUUCCCCUAAAGUUUGUAUCAUGAACUUGUAUCAGCUCAUUUGCUCUUUCAUUUUGAUCACGUUGGUAUUAAAACACCCAAUUCCAGUUGAAUCAGCUGAAAAAAGCAGACUCAAUAAUGGACCUGUAAUCAACGUGACCAAGUUCAUCUCCUUCCCUGAUUUCAGCCCCAACAACCCUAGAAUCAACCAUGAUCUGAAGCUUCUAGGCAGUGCCAUCUUCUCUAACGGAAAGGGCUGUAUUCAAAUCCCUGACAUCAUCUCCCAAAGAGUUCUUGAUCUCAGACACCUCGCCGGCCGAGCCCUUUACUCCUCCCCAAUCCGCCUCUUCGAUCCCAUUUCCGAAACUCCCGCUUCUUUCCACACAACAUUCUCUUUCCAAUUCAAUUCAAUCCUCAAUUCUACCAAUUCCGAACUCAAUACAACUGGUGGCGCCACCAGCGGCGGUGUUGGUGGCGGUGGCAGUGGGCUUACUUUCAUUAUAGUCCCGGACGAGUUCACCGUUGGAAGACCAGGUCCGUGGCUAGGCAUGCUGAACGACGUCUGCGACGACGAAUACAAAGCCGUCGCCGUAGAGUUCGACACUCACUGGAAUCCGGAAUUCGGAGACCCUAAUGACAACCAUGUGGGCAUCAAUUUGGGUAGCAUUGUCUCCACCACAACCAUCAAUGCCUCCGACGUCGGGGUUCAGCUCAACGACGGCUCCGUCCACCGCGCGUGGAUUGAGUACGAUGGACGGCGACGGUAUAUGGAGGUCCGUCUCGGACACGACGGGGAAGACUAUCCCUCCAAACCAGUCUUCUCUGGUUCUUUAGACCUCUCGUCCUUUCUGAAGGAAUACAUGUUCGUCGGAUUCUCUGCUUCCACCGGAAAUUUCACGCAGAUUCAUAAUGUGUUGUCGUGGAAUUUUACGUCGACGAGUCAGGCUUUUCUCCGAGUACCUUCGCCGGAGACUUGUGAGAGUAAGAUCAUCGUUCAGGGUCUCGAAAAUGACAGAAACACUCAUAACAAACCGCUGAGUACUAGCUUCAUGAUCUUCUUAGCUGCUGUUGUUCUUCUCAUUUUUGUACUCCUCAAUCUAUACUACAACAGAAAGCCAAAAAAUUCAAAAUCAAACGAUGUUCCAGUAAUAUUGCCGGAGAAGAAGCUCCGGCCAAGCCCGCCGAACAAGCCUCGCCGCUUCACCAUUGCCGAGAUCUCCACCGCCACAUGGUGUUUCAGUGAGUUGCAGAAAUUGGGUUGUGACAGUAGAAGUGUUACGUACAGAGGAACGAGCUUGAAUGGGUGUCCACUCGUGAUGAAGCGGUUUUCAACUCAGUUUGUGAACUCGGUGGGUUCGGAUAAGAGGCGGGUGGCGAAAGAGAUCGGAGCAAUGAGCCGGGUUCGUCACCCAAAUUUGGUUCCGAUCAGAGGAUGGUGUUACGACAAUCGAGAGACAAUUGUUGUGUAUGAUUAUUUUUCCAAUGGGAGUCUGGACAAAUGGUUGUUUGGAGUGGGUGUUUUGCCUUGGACUCGGCGGUUCAAGGUUGUUAAAGACGUUGCCGAGUCACUGAGUUAUGUCCACUCGAAGCAACUCGCUCACAAGAACGUGAAAACCAGCAGUGUUUUUCUUGAUGUUAGCUUCAGAGCGGCUCUGGGUGAUUACGGGUUCGUGCUGUCUUCAACUGAGUCAACUCGGUUUGAGUCGGCAGUGAGUCAGAAAGCGGACGUGUUUGAUUUCGGAGUAUUCGUGUUGGAGGUCGUGGCGGGUCGGAAGAGGUCCGACCCGGGUGAGCCGGACUUGUUGGAGUGGGCCUGGACUAUGCACGAGGGAGGCGAGAAGGUGGAGGUGGUGGAUCGGAGGAUGGGCUCGGUAGUAAACCCGGAGCAAGCGGUUCGGGUUGUGGAUAUCGGGUUGCUUUGUACUCUGAAUGAGAACAAAGGGAGGCCUUGUAUGGAGGAAGUGGUGAGGUUUCUGAAUUCGGAAAGUCCGGUUCCUGAGUUGCCCCCGACCCGACCCAUUUCUUUGUUCCCCUACAGCAGCACCGGUGGUCUCUGCAUUGGCUAUUCUUGUGUUCCUUUCAAGUGAAACUUAAAUGUAACAUGCAUUGGCUCCAGUUAUUGAUGACAUGUCCCUAUUGAAAGUGAGUUUUCAGGAAGGGCUCGAGAAAUUAUAAAAUAGUCCGAAACUAUGAGUAAGGCAUACUGACUCAGUGGUGCAUUAUAAUUGGUUGAACACAUUAAUAAUUUAGUAUAUUCAUCGCUCUUUAAAUAUUGUUCGAAACUAUGUAUAUUAUCCUAUGCGAAUUUGCUUUUAUUUUUAUUGGCUU